Messenger RNA from Seriola dumerili (greater amberjack), 996 nucleotides. Its product is annotated as interleukin-12 subunit alpha-like. The transcript has 7 exons. The coding region runs from base 27 to 626 and encodes 199 amino acids. Gene Ontology annotation, biological process: immune response. NCBI's taxonomy places the organism in Eukaryota, Metazoa, Chordata, Actinopteri, Carangiformes, Carangidae. Gene Ontology annotation, cellular component: extracellular region. The record is from RefSeq and is a predicted model, not a curated record. Gene Ontology annotation, molecular function: interleukin-12 receptor binding; growth factor activity.
ACCAAGAAUCAACAGUCUUGUCCAAGAUGCCACUCAUCAAGCUCUACUUCACUCCUGCACUCCUGCUGCUGAUGCUCAGCUGUCCUCUGUGGCAGCUCAGCCAGUCUCUGCCGAUGAUGAGAAAUGGACCAGUGACCGACUCCUGUGUCUUAUACGGACGAACACUUCUACAGAACAUCACUGUGGCUCUCUCAGAGAAGGAAAUGUUCCAUGCAAUCAACUGCACCGAGCAGAGUGUGGAGCUGAACAUGGAGACUAACACACCAUCUGUGUGUGCACCAAAGGAAUCAACAUGCUCUGGAAUCGCUAAAUCAGAAUUUGAUCAGGAGUCAUGUCUGACAGAGAUUGAGAAGGACCUGCGUCACUACUAUAAAUUUCUCACAGCCCAGCCGGACCCUUCUAAGUUACUUGACAAAAUUGUUCUGUCCAGCCUCAGAGAAUUCAUGGAGAACUGCUUCACAUGGUCUCUGUCCGCAGACUUGACCUCAAAGCAGGCUGCUGUAGAGCGUGAUAGCACCUUUGAGGAAAGACUGAACCUCUGCAAAGUGCUGAAGGGAUUCCACAUCCGCACCAUCACAAUCAACAGAGUCAUUGGAUACAUGAACUCUGGUGAACACGCUAAAUAAAUUCUCUCUUGUGCUCUGACACAAAAAUAUUUUCAGAAAGCAAAUAGAACCAUUUUACAUACAAAUUACAUCAACUACAGCAACAGUUUGUGUUACAAUCAAAUAAUCUAGAUGUGACAGAAAACACUUCAGUCUACUUUUAUAACUUUUUAAUGUUAAGCUAUAUAUUUAUUAUUUUUAUGUCAUCAUAUAAUUUAUAUUUAACAUCAAAAUGAUGUGUUAAAGUACUUAUUUAUGAAGUGUAUUUACACACUAAAUGCUAUUUAUUUAUUAACCUUUUUAUUUAAAUCUGGACUAUUUAUUUUCAACUAUUUAUUGUUGUUAUUUACUUCUUCUGAGACUUAUCAAAUAAAUAUUUUUCCUGCAUAAA